Messenger RNA from Babesia bigemina, 204 nucleotides. RefSeq lists its product as hypothetical. The record is from RefSeq and is a predicted model, not a curated record. The transcript has a single exon. Bases 1 to 204 code for a protein of 67 amino acids. NCBI's taxonomy places the organism in Eukaryota, Apicomplexa, Aconoidasida, Piroplasmida, Babesiidae.
AUGGAAAGUGCCAUGCCAAACUCAGGAGUCUCACAAGGGCAAGAGCAUACUCUACCAGAAGACAGCAUCGUGAAUAGUAUAGAACGCCUUCACAACCGUGGAGAACGGGACUGUCAACGAAUACAACCUGUUGGGUACGGGGCAUACAAGAAGAGGAAAUGCAAGGACGUGGUUGAGGGUAUGAAGCGGAGAGCUUUCAUCUAG